Molecule: messenger RNA, 1224 nt
Organism: Leptosia nina
Lineage: Eukaryota; Metazoa; Arthropoda; Insecta; Lepidoptera; Pieridae
Source: the annotation of a GenBank genome assembly
AUGUCAGCUAAAUCGCCCACAGUCAGCGUGAAGUCGCGCGAGAUCAUCGGUGGCGACCAGUUCAGUCAGCGGCGCGAGGUUUUCGAAAAGCACGACACGGUGUUCCUGCCUCUACCGUCACCCACUUCGCCCGUAACGUCAUACAGAGAGGUCGAGCCCAUCAUCACGUCUAACCACGGCAAAACCACGUCCAACUUCAAGCGGAACACCGGUGGAUACUCCAGCAUGCGCGAGUCGAGGAGCGACGAACGUCAAUACGAAUUCCGAGCGCGAAAAUAUUCCGACAACUUCACAUCCGAAUUGAACCAGAGUGACGAUGUUGACUACAGGUAUAGCACUGUGGAACGAACGAGGCGACUUUCGAAAAUGCGACGGGAUUUUCUAAAUUCAAACCUCCACGAGCCAAGCGAGAGCCCGUUCGCCAGGAGCGGCGUGCGCGCAUCUAUGCCCAACACUGUGAACGUGACGAGAUAUAAGAUAGAGAGUCCGAAGAUUCACAAGUUUCCCUUCGCCGAGCCCUAUACCACACCCACUCCGGUGCGGCGAAUCAUUAUCAACUUGGGCCCAGAUGAAGAAAGUGAAGAGAAGGAAAAUCAGAGUCCCGAAAGUAGAAGAAAACAUCAGAGUCUUCCCUACGAUAGUGGAUCACCUAAAACGGAUCGACAAAAGCUAUUCGAAGAGCUCGUUAAACGAUAUUCACCACAGAGGAAACCAGUCGACUGGACUUUACCUCCAACGAGACCGAAAGUAGUUGGUUCUGUUCCUAAAUCGACAUCCAGUGUCCCUGAAAGCGUUGAUAACACGAAUGAAAAUGAUGAUGUCUUUGAGACAAAGAAAAGCGUAGAGGAACCUAAAGAGCCCGAGAACCACGUAACGCAGGAAAUCAAACCGCAUAUAGAAAUUAUACACAACGGUCCCGACUUACAGACCGAUAAGCAAGAUGAAGAGAAGAAGGAAGAGUCUAAGUCUUCCCUCACAGAAUCAGAGGAGAACGACUACGUGCCAGAACUAUCGACUAUGAAAAGACAAUUGAGCAGGGAAUCUGCAAAACGACCGCCCAAGGACACAAUCGUAGACUUAACCAUUCCAGACCUGAUAGACAAGAUGACCAAGGAAGGCGAGAAUAUAGAGCACCAUAAGACCAACGGGAAGAAAGUAAAAAGGAAAAGGAGUUUUUUGGACAAACUCCUGGGGCGAAAAAAAGAAGUUAAAAGUGAUAAGUGA